This is a messenger RNA of Cooperia oncophora, 477 nucleotides long. The record is from the annotation of a GenBank genome assembly. Lineage: Eukaryota; Metazoa; Nematoda; Chromadorea; Rhabditida; Trichostrongylidae.
AUGCUUCAGGGCGUCGUAGAUGUUUGGUGGCUGUACGACGACGGAGGACUCACACUCCUGAUACCACACCUUUUGACUAUCCCGAAGAGUUAUUUGGAGGGUGCGAAAUUGCGUGUAUUUACGAUCUCGACGAGUUCUCGAACGAUGGAACAGGAACAACGAAGCAUGGCAGCGUUGUUGUCGAAAUUCCGAAUAAAUUUCAGCGACGUGUCCGUUAUUUCUGACAUUGGACGAAAACCCAGACCAGAGACCAUGAUGGUUUGGGAAACUUUGAUCGCACCGUUCAUUUGCAAAGAUGAUCAGGAUUGUCCUCCCGGUAUGACCACACACCAAAACCUGAGGCUGGAAUGCGCCAGAACACCGGAAAAACUAUCGACACUGCGUACUGCUGAACUUCUUCAUGAUCACUCUAUGGACGUCGAUCUUGUCGUUAUAAAAUUCUUUGAUUUGGAAAUUUUGGUAGGAUUAGCUUUGUAA